UAAAUAAAUGCUGUGUUUUUUUUCUUAGAAAAUAGAAUCAGACGGAGUCGUCGAGAUGUAUAUGCGGUCAUUAGAGAAACACAACAUUCGUUAUUUACCUUUCAUUGGCGACGGUGAUAGUUCCUCAUUCAGAUCGGUAGAAAGUUUGAUGCCAUAUGGACCUUUGGUGAAUAUCGAAAAACAUGAGUGCGUGAAUCAUAUAACAAAAAGAAUGGGAACUGGAUUGAGAUCACUUUUAAAAGAAUUUAAAGGCAGAAAACUUUCUGAUGGAAAAAGUCUUGGAGGCAGAGGAGGAGGUUUAACAAUCGCCAAGUGUGACGUUAUUCAGAAUUUUUACGGUAAAUCAAUCCGCGAUAAUAAGGGAGAUGCAAAAGCGAUGUCAGAGGCUGUUUGGGCAAUUCUAGAGCAUUAUUCAAGUUCCUCUGAUGAACCACGACAUCAAAGAUGCCCAGUCGGGCCCACAUCUUGGUGCAGCUAUAACCGUGAUUUGUGCUUAGGCACUAAUGCUCAUAAACCGUUGAAAAAUCCACUGAGACCUGCUGUUCGCGAAACUUUGAUUCCACUGUUUACGCGUUUAGCCAAUCAGGAGUUUUUAGAAGGUGUAAAACAAUGCUAUACACAGAAUCCAAACGAAUCCCUCCACCACUUAAUUUGGACAAUCGUGCCUAAGGAGCAAAACAACUCUCCUGAAGAAAUAUCGCUUGGAAUCAGUCUUGGUGUAUGCAUCUUCAAUAGUGGUAUAAAUUACACCCUAACAAGUUUAUUCAAAAAAUGUUCCCUGCAGUACACUGAAACCAUGUCAAACAAGUGGAAAGCAAUCGAUAAUGAGCGCAUAAAGAAUGCUGAGUAUAAGAACCAAGAAACUGUAAAACUACGUCGGAAGGAGAAGAAACGUUCGCGUUGUAAGAAGCAGGAUGCAUUUCAGCGACAAGAGGGUACUCAAUACAAAUCAGGGGCUUUUCAGUCAAACUGUUCAACAAGAGGGCGCGGCUCGAAACGAAAAAAGAAAUAA
Messenger RNA from Hydractinia symbiolongicarpus, 1012 nucleotides. RefSeq lists its product as uncharacterized. The transcript is spliced from 2 exons. The record is from RefSeq and is a predicted model, not a curated record. Lineage: Eukaryota; Metazoa; Cnidaria; Hydrozoa; Anthoathecata; Hydractiniidae. Bases 56 to 1012 code for a protein of 318 amino acids.